CCUCAGAAAGCCUAGCUCAGGGGCGCCUCGGCGGCCAGGGAUGCUUCGGAGAGGCUGUAAAGCCCCCGAAAGGCGAAGACACUUGAAUGAUAGCCUCAGCUGGCAGCAAGACCAAGCGCUGAGUAGCAGCAUCUAUCUCUUGCGACAGAUCGGCCCCAUCGGCUUUCUACUAAGGGAGGAGGAGCCAGAAAAGGGGGAUUUCCGAGUUUUGCUAGGGAACCCUCAUGAAUGCAACUGCCCGGAGUUUCUGAAGAGGGGGGAACUGUGUAAGCACAUAUGCUGGGUGUUGUUGAAAAAAUUCAAGCUUCCAAGGAAUCAUGAAUCUGCUUUCCAGCUGGGUCUUGUGGAAGGAGAAAUCAAUGACUUGCUGCGGGGGGUACAUCAGGUUCAAAGUCCCAAGUUUGGAGCAGGUGGCAAGAGUGCACAUGUGGAAGAAGAUGGCUGCCUUAAACAGAAGGACAUCACUGCAGAGGACAUCUGCCCUAUUUGUCAAGAGGUGCUGCUGGAGAAAAAACUCCCUGUCACCUUCUGCAGAUUUGGCUGCGGCAAUAACGUUCAUAUAAAAUGCAUGAAGAUCUUGUCUAGUUAUCAAGCUACAGUGUCUAACAGCUCCAUAGUGAAAUGCCCGCUGUGUAGGGAGGAGUUUGCACCAUUGAGAAUUAUCUUGGAGGAAUUCCGAAACUCUAACAAGCUUAUGACCUCAUCUGAGAGAGAACGACUAGACAAGCACCUCGGAAUUCCCUGUAAUAACUGCAAACAAAUGCCGAUUGAGGGGAGGUGCUACAAGUGCACUGAGUGUGUAGAGUAUCACUUAUGCCAGGAAUGCUUUGACAGCUGCUGCCAUCUUGCCCACACCUUUGCAUUUCGUGAGAAGAGAAACCAAAGAUGGAGAUCAGUAGAAAAAAGAUCAGAUGUUGUAAAAUAUUUAGAUAGUAAAAAUGAGGAAGAAGCAAACACUCCAUAUCUUCAAGAAAAACAAGGUCAGUUUUGCACACCAAAGCACGCUAUAAAGGCUCUGCCUCUCCUGCUGAUAACAAAGAACAGCAAGCUGCUUGCUCCGGGGUACCAGUGUCGACUUUGUUUGAAGUCAUUUUGCCUUGGUCAGUAUACGAGACUGCUACCGUGCACUCACAAGUUUCACAGGAAAUGUAUUGAUAAUUGGUUAUUCCACAAGUGCAAUGCAUGCCCUAUUGACAGACAAGUCAUAUACAACCCUCUGAUUUGGAAAGGCACCACCUUGGAUGGACAAACACGUCAGUUGACUUCAAACAAAGAUAUCACCCAUUUGUCAAAGCAGCAAGAGCCAAAACUUUUUAUCCCUGGUACUGGGUUAGUUUUAAAACAAAAUAGAACUGGAAUUUUACCUAGCAUUCCUCAGUGUAAUUCUAAGACAUUGACCACAUUUCAAAAUCCAUCAGACAACUAUCAGAAUAUAACAAUAGAUGACCUAUGUUCAGUCAAAUUAGAUAAUUCAGAUUCAAGAAAAUUAGCCUAUGGAUAUAAAGUUAGUCAACAUUUCCCCCAAUAUCUACAGGAUCCAUCCACUGGAUCAUUUGGGAAAACACCAUCUCAAACAUUUCUUCCCUCCCUUGUUCCCAAGAGUAUUAUUUGUCUUCCUGGAAGGGAAAGCCUACAAGUCUAUGACAAAUACCACACUUGUCAGAGUCAAAAGACAACCAAAGGUUGUGAACAUGUGAGUUAUAAUGGAAAAAAAUCUCUCAGUGCUAAAGAAAGACAAGACAAGAGAUCAAGUACCUUACCUACAGAAGGUUUCAAUCUUCCUGUCAACUGGGGGACAGCAAAGCUUAGUUUGUCUAAAAGACACCACAAUUCCACAGGGAAAGUUAGAAAAAAAUGGAAUCGUCUAUCCAGGCAACCUGCACACCCCCCUUCACAAACACAAAGUACUGCUCUGUCUUUAAUAAUGGAAGGAAUUCAAUUAUGAAAAAAGGCCUUUUUAUCACAUCAGAAAUUUUUGAAUAUUUAAUAUGCAAAAUAUUUUACUUGUAGAACGUAAGAAUUGAUGUACUCUCUUGACAGAUAUAUAUAAAAUAAUCUAUUGUCAUUUUUGCCUGUCUGUCUCUGAACACGUUACUAAGCUUACAGAGGUCAUCUUGCUACAUGGGAGACUAAGGAAUAUGUAUUUUAAUGAGAAUACUCAAGAAGAUGUUAUGAAUUGUGAAUAAGCAAUGGAGCAUUCAUAUCUUAUUUUAUGCUUACUAAUUUUUUUCAAUAAGGAAAUAUAUUUCUCCCUGCUUUGAGUCACUGCUGUAAACAAUGGAUAACAUUCAAUGCAGGGUUACUUCUGGGGAGCUACAUAGAUUUCUCAUUUUUCUUGCCCGAGCAAUCACUGCAAACCUAUAAAAAAUUCUAAUAGUGAUUUUUAUUAUGUUUCCUUAAAUAAGUCUUAUUACAUAUGAAAUGAAAUAUAAUGCAAUACAUAAUACAAUAAGCUAUGGCAUAUUUAUAGUGGUUUUGCUAUUUUUCUUUUAAGGAAUAUGUAUUAUAUGAUUUCUUUUUAAAACUGAGCUAUUUUAAAAUAAUCAGUGCUUCUGAAAAGGAUAACUUUUAGAUACUUAUUUUAUUUUAUUUUUUGUUUUUUUAUAUAAAGUUUAUUGUUAUUUCCAGGUCUGCAAAGAAUUGUGUGGGUAUUUUGAUGGGGAUUGCUUUUGUCAAGAUUGUCAAUCUUACUAUGUUGAUCCUACCUAUGCAAGAGCAUGGGA
Molecule: messenger RNA, 2723 nt
Organism: Mesocricetus auratus (golden hamster)
Lineage: Eukaryota; Metazoa; Chordata; Mammalia; Rodentia; Cricetidae
Gene: Zswim2
Product: zinc finger SWIM-type containing 2
Exons: 9
Coding region: 41-1945 (634 amino acids)
Molecular function (GO): zinc ion binding; ubiquitin protein ligase activity
Source: RefSeq, a predicted model, not a curated record